AUGGUCCCAAGGAUGGCCACUCUGCCGCCUCCGCUAUUUUCUUGUACCACUCAGAAGCAGCCCCGAGCUUUAGUAGUCUCUAACCUAAAGCUCCGACCACUGCAACAGACGUUCUCAUCUCCGGCUAGAGUAAUCUCCCAGAACUCAUGCUCUUUGUUUAAGGAUCGUCAGGCCGCCGCCCAUUACAGUACUGCCGGAGGUGCUUUCCAUGGGGAGAUUUAUGAGAUUCAGCCGGCAAUCAUCAAUUUGGGAAUCGUGAUUGUUCAUCCAGGGAGGGCGUACGUGGUUGAGAAGUUGGGCAAGUAUUCCAAGACAUUGACAGCGGGAGUUCAUCUUGUGAAUCCGUUUCUGGAUCGGAUUAUGUUUGUCCAUUCAUUAAAAGAAAGACUGAUCCAUCUCCCAUCCAAAGAGGCUAUUACCAAGGACGGAGUUCCUAUCACUGUCACCGGAAUUCUCCUCAUGAAGGUUGUGGAUCCUGUACUAGCUUCUUAUGGAUCUGAAAAUCCCAUCGGGGGUCUCAUUGAAUUAGCACAAAGUAUUUUGGACACUGAGAUUGGAAAGCUCAGUUUGGACAGACUAAUUGAGACCAGACCUAAUAUCAACCAGACUAUAGAGAUAUCCCUGAAUGAGGUCUCAACUGCUUGGGGCAUAAAAUGCACCCGUUAUGUCAUAAGUGAUAUAGGUCUACCUGAUGGGGUAAAGAUGGCCAUGGAUCUGGAAGCUGAGAUUAAACGCAAGAAGGCUGCAGAAUUUUUAGAGGAAGAAAGGGAGAAAGAAGCAAUGAUGUUUUCUUCAAAGACUACCAAGUUCACCCUUGCUGAAGUCAGCAAGUCAGAGAGUUGCGGAACGCUAUGUCAACGCAUUCAGUAA
Molecule: messenger RNA, 870 nt
Organism: Oldenlandia corymbosa var. corymbosa
Lineage: Eukaryota; Viridiplantae; Streptophyta; Magnoliopsida; Gentianales; Rubiaceae
Source: the annotation of a GenBank genome assembly